UAGACCCCGGGUUGACAAAUAGAGCUUGCCUGUUACUUCAUUUCCGGACUGCAAUUACACUUGGUCGCAGUUUGGUGUUGUGUUUAGCGUGUCAAGUUUUUGGCGCCGUUGCCGGGGAAUUUCUAGAUUAUUAGGAAAUGCAGAAGUUUAUUACUUUAGUGUUUUUUUUCUUUUUCACCCUUGCUUUUCACUUUGGUGUUUUUGUUUUUGUUGGUGCAGAUCUGAAUCAUGGAUCCUCAUGGCUUCUCCAACCAUUGGGGGUAUCCACCACCACCCGAGUGGUAUUACCCUGAGACAUCCUGGAGCAAUCAAGCAGGAGAAGACUAUGGAUUCGGGUUUCAAUACCAACCCCCCUACUACGAAGAACAAUUAAACCCUUGGGCAUUUCAAGAACAAUCUCCUUAUCAAGAAGAAUUUCUCCCACAACCAGAAUGGCCAUCAGAUCUUGAGUUAGCCACAGCUAUCACGGGCCAUCCGGCAUAGCCAUGCUACAUUCCAAAUCCAUGUCCAAAUUAUCACUUGAGGCUUCACGUGGAGCAGAUUGCUCGAGUACAUGAGAGACCCUUUCCCGAGAUGGAUCCUCAUAUACAGGUCGUUUCCCAAACUGACUUCUCCUUCCCCCGUGAAACAAAGGAGACCCUUCGGAGCAUAAGGAAGCACACAGAGGUCAUAGUGAAAGCUUGUGCACAGUUUUCUCAAGACAACCUUUAUGCUACAAUACAAGUAGAGAAGGAGGUAGAAGAAGUCAAUCAUGAGGAUGUCGUGGAGCAUACAGAAGUUGUCAUAAAGAGCUCCUCUGAUGAUCAUGAACAGAAAUGUCCUGCUGUAGCUGACCAUACCUUUCCGCAUCCCUCACCGAGCGCUGAAGAGACGGGCAUGAGCGAGAACAUGCAAUCUGAUCUUAUUGAAAAGAUUGCAUGGAAACUUGCUCUCCAAUCCAUGCCAGAAGAAGAAGAGCGAGAAAGGAUGAGGAAAGAAGUUGUGGAGGAUGACGGAAGUGAAUUAGAGGAAGUUCUUGAUCUUUUCCCAGGGGAGGAAUCAAAUUCUAAGGAAGGAAGGGGGUUUGAAGAAGCAAUUGGUGUCCAGGCUGAGGAUGAAGUUGAGGUGGAAGAGGCUUGCACCGGCUAUGAGUUACAUGUGAUAUCUCCACCAAAAUUUGAGGAGCUGCUUGGCAAGGACCCAUUUGCAGUGUUUCUUUGCCAGACCAAGGCCACAUCGACAUUGGUCCCUCUUGGUGGACACGAUGGUGGUCAGUCAAUGCUGUCAUAUCUGGUUUGGGGCAAUGAGACGAGAGAGGAAGAAAAGAAGAGGUCUCGCAGGUGGAGACUUCAUAUUCAUCAAGUACACGAGCCUACAUCACCAGUCAUACCACAUGCUCGUGACUUGAGACUCCGCCUCGCCGAUGAAAACCUCAACUUCAAGGAGGUUCUAGCAUGGGCCGAAAUUUAAGAGCCAUCGUCUGGCUCACGACGUGGAAGAAGCGCUUGUUGGGAGGCAACCCAACCAGUAGGUUUGCACUUUCUUUCCCUAUGUCUCUUCGGUUGAGUCAGUUUGUCUUUUGAUUUUAGAGUCAAUAACUCAACCUUUGUGGGAUUUUGUGUGGUGUUUGUGUUUUUACUGUUCUCUCUCCUCCUGAAUGCACCGUCUGGCCCGUCCACCAUCAUUCAAACUUGAUCUGGUAACUUCGUUCUACCCUCCUUAUUUUUCUCCAUUGAGGACAAUGUCGUGCUUAAGUGUGGGGGGAUGUUCUAUUAUGUUUGCAUGUGAAUGUUUGGUUGUUUGUGUAUUUUUGGAGCCUAGUCCACUGUCCAAAUUUCGAUUAGAGGGCUCCAAGCACGUGCUCCUUGCAACUGCCUGCUCAGUAUGCUUUGAAUUGACAGUCUUUAUAGUAAUAUGCAACCUAGGGAGGUAGUGUAGCACUAUGGAGGAUGUUGAUGCAUUUAAGAAGUCCCCUUUUUUCUUCAUAUUGUGUUGGUUGAUUGUGUGAAUUAGUGAUCUUAGGACCCUUGAAUUGUGUGGUAUUGUGAACUCUCUACCUGUCAUGGACUCCUGUAUCAUGUUUUAAAAUAAAAAGGUGCUCGAAAAUAUGCUUUAAAAUAACGUCUCCCGUGCGAAUAGGGCUAAAGUGUGUAAGGGGAGACGGGAAUCCGUUCCCAACUUCCACCUACUACCUCAAGCCCCCUUACACUUCUUUCCCCCGCACAAGGCUCGAGACAUCUGCUCCCGGCAUGGCCGGUAAAAGUUGGGCUCCCUCUAAACCUUUAAUAGGUGGGAGCCCCGUUUUCUGGAAAUAACAGGUUAGGACCCUUGGAAAAAAACAAACAACAAAACAAAGAAAAAGAAAAAAAAAGGGGUUCCAACCAUCUUUAAAGGAGAAAAAAAUAGAGCACCUAAAAAAAUGAGUCCAUGACCUUUCUAAAUUUUAGAGUCUCUUUGUCCACAAAUCACUUGUCCUCCGAUCACUACUUGGCAUGAUCCUGACUCGGGACUAGAGUUCUCGCCGAAGAAGGUAGGAGGUGUCUUGUACGUUGGUUGACCCGUAAGCGGCUAAAUGACUUAGAACGUCCUCUACCGACGAUCUUGGUUGCAUGUUUCUAUAAAGGUCUGGAGAGUUUCAUUGUUUUGAGUUAGGUUUGCUUGGGGACAAGCAAACGGUUAAGUGUGGGGGAAUUUGAUAACGUCGUAUUUGCACAUGUUUGAACCCUCAUUUCUUGAUCAUUUUGGCUUGAGUUUUUUAUUUAUUGGACUAUUUUACGCUAGGAUGUGUUCCUUUGUCACAUUUCAGGUCCUAGCAUGUAAAGUGAAGCCUAGGCGCAAGUUUCAAGUCAAUAGGAGAUCAAUUGGCGACUCGAGGUGAGAAACUCGGGAAUGACUUGAGAAAAAAUGGAUUUAUACCUCAUUUUAUUGACAAAUAAUCAUUAAAGCUUUUCAUGAAAAGAAAGAGGACAAGACUACGAGCAUCUGGGAUCAAACGGCACCUAAAUUGGAGGUCAAACGAGCUCAAACGAGAUCAACGAAGCUUAUGAGUGCAUGCUGGAAAUUGUGCACGGCCGUGUGAAAUUCUGAACGAUCGUGUGGGUUUCUCAGGGCGUUUGCACGGCCAAAACCUCAAUUUGCACGGCCGUGUAAGUAGGGGGUGCGAGUUUCAGUGGGUAUAAAAGGUGUUUUGCGAU
Molecule: messenger RNA, 3173 nt
Organism: Linum trigynum
Lineage: Eukaryota; Viridiplantae; Streptophyta; Magnoliopsida; Malpighiales; Linaceae
Source: the annotation of a GenBank genome assembly